UGCCACACGUCGUUCUUCAAAGCAAAACGGCUCACCCCCACGCCUCUUUUUAGUUUAUAAAUACUAAAUACAAUUUCGUUGCUACAUUGCCUACUUGUAUGUGUGUUGUUACCAAAGCGCGCUGCGUUUUUUGUCCGAGUUCUUAGCCGCUCGUCUUUUUGUGUACAUAUAUAUAUGUCUGUGAGAAAAACGCAUCCCCAAAAAUAAAAAUAAAAACCCAGAAAAGCACCUUGCAGUUACUCCACUAUCAUGCUGAAGCUUACUCUCAGUUGCUGCCAUUGUAAAGAGGUGCCACGAAGUAUCUUAGGAGUUGCUCAACCGUGCUAGGAGGACAUAGAUCUUCCAAUAGUCGACUGUACAGAAGAGAAAGGCAGAAGGGCGACGGACGCCCUCCUCUCCUAGAAUCAAGAAACACUUUAUAAGUAUUCACAGAACGUAGAAUCGGUCAUUAUCCAAGAAAUGUCACGUUCUCGGACCGAGGAGCCCAACGAGCCGCAGUACAACGAGAGCGAUGUGGUAUGGGUGAAAAUACACAACACAGAGAUCUGGUGGCCUGGCGAAGUUACCUUGUCUCAGAACAUUCGAUUCGUCAAGUCCAGUCGGCCCCCCUUUGCAGUUGUUGCCUUCUUCAACGAGAAAACUUACGAGCAAGUCAAAUCAAACAAACUGAUUUAUCCAUUUGAAUGCUCCAAAAAGGAGGAGUUCAUCCAACGUGGUAUCAGAAAAGCCGAAGCAAUAAGCACGGAAAUGAGAGUCAAGUUUAAUGAUGAUGUCGCAAUCGCAGAGUCCCGUAAUCAUCAUCAACGAUUAAGUGCACACGCCGCUUCACGACCAGAUAGCCUGAUCAAGGCGCUUCUCUCGAGCAGCAGUAACAGCCAGAGCAGCAGCACUCGCAGCUCGAACGGGCCGUCAUCGACGCCCAAGCAAGAGUCCACUUUCCGUAUUAUGGACAUUGCGCGCGCGGCUGACCCAGUCCCCGAGCGUUUUACCGAGGCCAGCUACGAGUGCACCAUGUGUAGAUUCCGCACCAGCAGUAUGAAUGUUCUCCUUAUCCACCGACGCGGACACCUGGAGUCCUCCAGCAAAUACAGCACUAGCAGCAACAGCAGCCAAAACGCCAGCAUCACCAGCCUCAGUCACAGCCCCAACAGCCGGACAAGAGCAGCCAGACGCGCCAACACCGCCAAUGAAUUCGAUUCUCCCCCACUUUUUGGAAGGCGCAGUCAGGACAGCAGCAACCACUUCCGUUGCCACUCGCGCCACGUUUCGAUUGUGGUGGACGCCGCGCUCGGCGAUGAGGCUCAGCAGAGAGUGGCUUCUAUAGCCCAGAUCACGAUGGAAAGCAUUGAGCGUGUGGUACAGCCCAAAGCCCAUAGCAACAGCAACUCAAGGGCGUCCUCGCCCCAGGUUGUUUCCCCGCGUCAAAGCAGACAGAACCGACGGGACCCUCGUAAUCAGCGCUUAAACAGGUUGCGCGCCACGAUGCCCGCCCCUGAGCAGCCUUUGGCAAAGCAGCGCCGCCUGACACGAUCCAUGACCCGUCGUCAGCAAGGCUUUUCUCUAACCGAAGAAAGAUCGCCAUCGCCUUCUUUGCCACCACCGCAAAUGAUUCCGCGGCGCAGUGGCGGACGUGGUAUUGCUGCUGAAAGACGCCGCACCUUGGCAGCGACUAUGGCUGAGCAGGCUUUGGGCGUGCCCAAGCGUUCCAGUGAAGAAGGGAAGACUUUAAUGACAAAAACCGUUCCAGUCCAAGUACCAGAUACAAUCUCACUUGAAUGUAGUGCACCAAAAGCGAAGCGCCGAAAGAGAGCAGUCUCGAAAAUCAAAUCGGCGAAGUCUUCUCUAUUAGUCAGAGAAGAAAAGAGAUCUGACAACGUUGCUAUUAGUUCCGAAUCCACAUAUGAUUUAUUGCAGUAUGCUGCUUCUCUACCAGCAACUGCAGUGCUCGCUGAAGAUUCAGCAUCGCCAUUACCAAUUACACCAACAUCAGCAGCAUCGCAGAAACCAAAAGUAAAUUAUUUGCUGUCGCAGACCCCAACUGCCGCUUCUUUGGAGCUUCAGCUAAGUCUGAUGGCCGAGUGGGGCGACGAUGAAUGUGAGGAGCCCUUAGAUGGCUCAAUCGAUCCCAAAAAAACCAUUGAAAAAGCUCAGAACCGAGAAAAGGAGCCGGAAAAAAAUAGAGGCGUCGCUUCCAAAAAGCGAAUACGCAAUAUACCAAAGAAGGAUCGGAGGGACGUGGUGCUACAGGAGUUUGACGUGGAUAGCAAACUGGAAACGGGUGACGAACCAAUCGUCAUUCAGGACAGCGAUGCCAGUUCCAACGAAAGUGUGGUUUUUGUUGAGGAUGAGGUCCCAGCGCGCGAGAGAAGCAAUGGAAAUAGCAAAUCCAAGGCCCACAAUUCUUCAUCCUGCUUCGACUUUGAAGAGGAGGAGGACCUGCAGCAACAGGAUGGAAAAAAUAGGUUGAGCUACAGACGUCGCACUAACCGCAAUGACGCUAAUGGCAAAGGCGCUGUGGAUAUAGAAGAAUGGCUCUUGUCGCCAGUGCUGUCAAGGGAAGUCGUCAAGUGCCAGCAGCCGGGACAAGCGUCGACAGCACGAACCAGAUCCAAAGUCAAUGCUUGCAAUGACGAAUUAUUCAAGGGAUUCCACGAUGAAUUACAAUUGGCAGCUGCCGCCGCAGCCUCUUUCGAGGCUAAUCGAUCUCUUAAACCGAUCGACAAUCAGGAAAAUUUGCAUCAAUACGCUGAUUCCGAACUAGAUGAAACGGAGCUUGAGGCCGAUCAGCUGAGCUUACCCAUCAAGGAACGGCAGAAGCGUAUUUUUAAAUCGCGCAACAAAUCAAUAGAGAUAGUGCCGAAAGAUGAAAGUCCUCCCACAUCGGUAUCCACACUACCUAGUGACGAGGAAGAGGUGGCCGAAGGGGGAGCCUCUCCCCAACUUAUCAAUGGAGGGUACAGCCGCAGCUCGAGCAACAGCAGAUGCAGUAACAGUAGCAGCGGAAGGAGUAGCAAAAUACGUCAUGGCAGUAAACCCAGGACAGAUUUAUCCCGUAGACAGCAUCGACGCUCCAAGCUAAAGGCUCGAUUUAAGCUUAAGCCCAAACCAACAGCCGAGGAAUUUAACAUCUGUAGCAGCAACAGCAAUAAUCUCUCCAACUCCAGUUCCAUAUCAAACACAAGUAGAAUGGCAUCCCCCCUUCUCAGCUCCAGCACGAGCUGCUCGAUUGCUUCAAAUAUAGCAGUGAUAUCUGCGGAGGAGGCACGGGAGCUUCAAAGAACCGCGUCGGGAGCAGGUCUUAUCAAUGCAGCCAUUGUGGAUGCCACACAGCCUGUGCAGCGAGGGGGUGUGCUAAUCCUUGAAGACAUACGGCUGCCCAAUCUUUACGAUCGCCUUCCUUUCGGCAGCCUACAUUCGUCAGACAGUAAUGACAGCCGCCAUCAGAAGUCAAACCACGAGAAGGUGGCCGUCGAGGAAGAACUUUCAAGAGACACAGAUGAGCAGGACUCGGAAGACGAAGAACAAAUCGUACCUCAUGAAGUUAAAUCCAAACUGGCGGCCAAUCAUAUUAGCAAGAAAAUGCUGGACGAAGUCCACGGGGAGGAACUACAAAAGCGUUGCCCAGAGCAAGAGAUCGAAUCUGGGCGGGAUCUUGAGGCUGGCACAGAGCAUCGGGAUCUGGAAUCUGGGCCAGAGCAAGAACAGGAGCUAGAUUCUGAGCCAGGGCAAGAGCUGGGAUCUGAGCAAGAUACGAAAUUGGUUGCCUCAACAAAACCAGAUACGCCAGAGGCUGUGUCUUUUGUGCCCCAAAAACGGGAAUUGCUUUUGAAAAAGAGAGAGCAAGAGCUACUUCGCCAAUACGAGGCUGAUCUGGUUAGCGGACGGAGUGUCGAAAAGUGUCGCAGGGCGCGGGAACGCUGGAGCCAAGUAUUACAAUCUACAGGAGAGUCGUCUUUAGAUACAGAUGGAGUACUGCAACUGAAGUCAGUAUCUCUAGACAUUGAAAUAAGAACACCUGACGAAGAUGAAGCCGGUCAACCAGAAAAGGGGCCACCUCCAACAGAUAUGGAGGCGGAAAAUUCUGAAGAAUCGGUAAGCUCGUUACUUGAGCCGCAGCCACAACUUGCCUCAGCGGAGCUGGUGGUGACACCGCCAUAUUCGCUACUCGCCCGGCGCCCUGUCAGCUAUUCCCUGGUUAAUUCCUCAACAGCCGCCCCCACGUUCAAGAGCGGAGACUUGAGCUAUGCCCAGAUAUUUUGUGACGAAGAUGUUGCCAAAGCCCACCAACAGCUGGAAGACCUCCGUGACCAGCAACGCCGUCGCUCCAGCUCAUUGCCCAUGCCGCUGUUGCAGUUUGGGCAGCGGCGCCAGCGUCGACGCUCGCGCAAUGUAGGGAGCGACAACGUAGUGAGCGGCACCCGCCACGACACCGUCGAGACGUCGUGUGAUCCGAAGGAACAGCAUGAGAGUCUAGAUAACCCGCCUCAGUUGUGCGCUGGGCGCAUCUGCGCUGUGAUGACCCGUCCUAUACCGGGCUACAACCAUACAUUUAUGCUCUGCUCGCUGGCCAACAACAACUUCAUGCCGUUGAACAACGUGGCAUUGUACCUGGACAGCGAGAAGAACCACCUGGUACCAGUGCCGCGAGAGGCGUUGGUGGAGCCACCGCGACUUGCAGAUGGGCAUCCCAUGUCAGCUGUCUUUGCGGACAUUGACUUCCGUGGUGGCCAGGCUAUGGCUCAGGUCGUAGAGCCAGCGGACAUGGAGAUGGAGAUGGGCGUGGACUUUGAGCAGAACAGCGAGGAGCAGUUCGACGCACCCGAGCAGCCCAUUUCAGUGGAGUCGUCGGUGCAGGUCGUGAAUAGUCAUUCGGAAGAAACCACAAUCGAUAACAAACAGGUGGAAAUGCUGGGUAUCAUGACGCCCCUAAGCCAAGUGGCCGAAGGGGUUUUGCCUGUGCCCAGCUUUGGUGGUACUCUCAAUGUAGACGAGGAGUUGUCGCUGCACGAGGACCAAUUGCAGUCUAACGUACUGCAGCUAAAUGUCAACGGGCAUCGCCUUGAACUGGACCCUUCAGUGCUUUUCAGCAUUGCGGAACAGCCAGAUUCCUGCAUCGAGCUAAAUGUGACAGAGACUGGUGCCAGCGGUGUCAGGGCCGUGCUCCAUGCCCGCGAUAUACUUCAAGCAGCCCAGGCGUACCUGCAGGAGCGCGAUUUGCAGCUUGUCAAUGUGGAAGACAUGACCUUAGAUGAGGAGGAUGUCGGUGGAACAUCGGCAAUAACAGUCCCCGCCACGGACAUGCUGGCCGAAGCACUUGCGGACAGCCAAGUGGUCAACGAUAUCGAAUAUGUAAACGCCGCCAACGCUAGUGUAGCUUUGCUAAACAUAGAGACGCGAAGCUCUGCCAGCGCUGGCCUCAUAGACGUUGUCGACGACGAACCCGACGGCGUUGUGUUCGUCUCACACGUGCUGCCGCCAGCUGCUGCACACCUCACACCACCCAUCACGGCUCGGACCAACGAAACAAAUGCGCUUCUCAACCAGACGCCUAUAAUGUCGACGCUGGAGAAUCCUAGCGCUGUGCAGCUGAGAUGCGUAUCUCCUUUGGGCGAAGUUAACCUGGAAGACAGUUUGGCCGUCAUCGGCGUAACAAACACUAGUGGCGUACCCACCUCACUAGAGCUCCCAAUCACCGUAACGAAUCCGGCUAUAGCUCCCCGCGUGACAGUCCCCAUCGCGGAAAUUCUGGGGUUCGCUCCCUUUCAGUAAGCGAUAGAUCGCGUCGACACAGUUUUUUCCUCUUUAUUUGUUCGUUUUUUAUCAUACACAAGAGUUUUUUUCUUAGCCGUAGUAGAUUUAACGAGAACGAUUUUAUGUUGAGCGUACAAGAGUAAGACAUUAAUUUUUUUUACGUUUUGCUAAUUUUAUUUAGCAUAAAGAACCGAUUUGAUGUAAGGUAUCACAUACAAUCUAUAUAUAUAUCUGUAUGAGCACGCAUGGAAUAGUUCCCUAUCCUAAGGUCUUAGCCUUGACAACGUUUCUCCAUUUACAUUGAAAAUGAAUGAGUAAGUGCAAAAUAAAUAUUACUCUAGCAAGUAGGAGAUAUAAUUGAUACAUCAUCGCAGAAAAAACGGAAGUAUGCGAUAGAAGAAGCAUCAUGAUGAUGAAAACAUCAAUAUUCAACAGGAGUACAGCACAUAGAGAAUAUGAGAUAAUAUUUAGAAGAUAUAUGUACAUGUAAACAUCUAAACUUCAAGCGCAACUUACAUUUUAUUACGUCGCAUAUGUCUUUGGCUAAGCAAAAUUAAUGUGUAAACUAAAUACCGAGAAGUUAACUGCUUUGACAAGGCAACGAACUAAAUAAAGUCAGCAUACUCCAAA
Molecule: messenger RNA, 6381 nt
Organism: Drosophila obscura
Lineage: Eukaryota; Metazoa; Arthropoda; Insecta; Diptera; Drosophilidae
Exons: 7
Coding region: 460-5769 (1769 amino acids)
Source: RefSeq, a predicted model, not a curated record